UGUCACUUUCUCAAUUGGCAACUGGAUAUCUGUUGAUUGUGACUCAGCUUUUUCCUGUACACGACGUCGUAUGCCUCUAAUUGACUGCAAAUUGCAAUUGUGUAAAACCCUUCUCAGCAAGAAUCUCUCUCCUCCCACAGUUGCUUCCAUUUCUCUCCCCCUUGUUUUUCUCUAAUAAUUUUUUUUUUAACGAAAAAUCCAAAAACCAAUUGGCAAAACGCAGACAAUUAAGCAGUAAAACGGCAUGCAAAACGGAAGUAGCAGCAGCAACGGCGUCGGAGAGGGGCGGAAGCCGUUGUCAGAGAUGGUGGCUGACUGUGUGAGGCGGUGGUUUCAAGACACUCUCAAGGAGGCCAAAGGCGGCGACGUCAAUAUGCAAGUUCUUGUCAGUCAGAUGUACUUCGCUGGUUAUGGUGUUCCCAAAGAUGACCAAAAGGCAAGGUUAUGGUUGUCAAGGGCUUCUAGGGUAAGAGCAUCAGUUUGGAAAGUGGGUGAAAAGCAUCCUGGCUAUAAUGCAAGUGAUUCCGAUUCUGAUGAAUUGAUUGGUGAAGCACACUGACUAUGUUAUUUAGAGAUUGGUAACUAAAGUGAGUUUUAACUACUUUGGCAAUGUCCUUUAGUUGAGACUUCUCUAUAGGUAGAAAUAUUCCUUUUUGUAUUACAUGUUUCGUAUGCACACUUGUACUGUGAUGGUGUGUGAUAUAACUCUAGUGCAAAUGUGCAAUUUUAAUCAUGAUGUCUCAUUAAUUCCUUUUUAUUUAAAUUGACUGCAUGUUUCUGUGGCU
Molecule: messenger RNA, 785 nt
Organism: Spinacia oleracea (spinach)
Lineage: Eukaryota; Viridiplantae; Streptophyta; Magnoliopsida; Caryophyllales; Amaranthaceae
Exons: 3
Coding region: 245-559 (104 amino acids)
Molecular function (GO): protein binding
Source: RefSeq, a predicted model, not a curated record